AUUAUCGCCGAACAAAAAAGAACAUCACCAAAAAUGCAAUGAUAGAACAUAGAAGUGCCAAAAGAUAAAGAGAGCCACAGCGUCGGCUGUGUAAACCAAAAACCAAGAAAAGGAGCAAAAUGGGUCCGACUCCAAAUUCUAAAGUCCCAAUUUUGCGUCGGUAUUACGACUACACAGGAUAUUAUUCUUCUGCGAAUAUAUUUUUUAAAAAAGCAAGUUUCGAACCUGCUGCUGCCGCUCACAAGUUUCAAUUCCGCAAAGACAGUUCCAGAAACAGGGGAAGAUGAACAACAAUAGCCGGAGGCAAAGGAGGGAAGUGGAGGUGGUGGAGAAGGGAGAUGAGGGUUUGAUUUGGAAGCUUCCGCAUGUCAAAAUUAAAGAGCUUGGCAAGGUUGGUCCUGCUUUUGGACUCGGCGCUGGCUGUGGUGUUGGCUUUGGCCUUGGCCUCUUCGGAGGUGUGGGUUUUGGUCCUGGAGUACCUGGCUUGCAGGUAGGCUUUGGUUUCGGUGCUGGAUGUGGGGUUGGUUUGGGAUUUGGUUAUGGUGUUGGGAGGGGAAUUGCUCAUGAUGAGCAUGGAAUGUAUUCUAAUGUUGGAAAAUUGUUAGGUCCUGAACAUCUUCCCUCUCAGGAUGAUAUCAAUGCCCUUAUUGAUGAGCUUGUCAUUAAUACCAAGAAGCUAGUCAGAGCAACUUCGAAAGAAAUUGACAAGUGGAGGAGAUGAAUUGAGUCUAUGGGGGGUUUUGAUUUGUUUGUACAAAUUAACUCUUUAGGACACUACAGUGCUCUGGUCUGAGAGUACAACUAUCAUCAACCAUGCAUGUAUUCAUAAAAUUGCAGAAACUAAGUGUCUUUUUCAUAUUGUGGCAAGCAUGAAGGAUGUUAGCGUAUGGUCUUUCUGUAAUCUGUAAUUAUAUUUUAGAUUGGUUGGACAGAAACCAAUCUUAAUUAUUGGUAACAUCAACAGGAAUGGUUAUGUACUUAUGUUGCCUGGUGUAGGGGUGCUUCAGUUGAGAUGAAUACAGAAUACUUGCCUCAACAGCACACCAUGAGUAGGAUAGUUGAUAUUAGUUAAUUAUUCAUUACUUGCCCAAUUUUCAUGUUUUCAUUGUACAAGGAACUAGUGUUUCAUGUCCCCUAGGACCCCUAGGGGACGUAUUAGUGGUUAGGAACUUGACUCUCCAUGUCAAAGAUGUCAAGUUGGAAUCCUGGGAUGGGUGGGGAGCGUUUUGAGAAGAGGAAGGCUAUCUUUUAUUGUAUAGUCAUGCGCUAAAAAAGAGAACUAGUGAUU
Molecule: messenger RNA, 1288 nt
Organism: Rubroshorea leprosula
Lineage: Eukaryota; Viridiplantae; Streptophyta; Magnoliopsida; Malvales; Dipterocarpaceae
Source: the annotation of a GenBank genome assembly